AUGGUUAAUAUUCCCACGCGAUCUGGCCUGAGUUCAUGGUGGAGGACUGAGCUGCACCAACUAGACAGCCACAUAUCGUCCGAGUCUGUGCCGAAGGAAGCAGACGUUGUGAUCAUUGGAUCCGGAAUAUCUGGUGCAUCAGUUGCAUACCAUCUUCUCCAGCAACAUAAAGGAGCCAACCAACCAAACAUUACCAUACUUGAAGCACGACAAGCAUGCUCCGGGGCAACGGGUCGGAAUGGAGGUCAUCUCAAACCAGACCCGUACAGCUCUAUCGGCCAUUAUGCCGCAGAAGAAAGCAAGAAAGCCAAGGCUGCUUUUGAUCAUUUAUCAAAUUUGGGACUGAAGUCGGUCAAACGAGUAAGCUUCUCUGACGAAAAGGAGGCGGAAGAGACAUCGCGUGUCAAAGGAGCAAAAGGCUGUUUCAGUUAUGAAACGGGUCAUAUCUGGCCCUAUAAAUUGAUCCUCCACAUUCUUAGUCGCUGCAUUGACCAAGGUGCAACACUCUACACACAUACUCCGGCUCAAUCCAUCUCACCAGAAAAAGACAAUGCGGGUUUAUGGACGAUCAAUACACCAAGGGGCACAGUCAAAGCAAAACAGGUGGUCUUAGCCUGCAACGCAUACACUUCGGCAAUUCUUCCCAUAUAUUUGAGCAAAUUUAUCCCAGUGCGCGGAGUCUGUUGCCGAAUAGUACCUACUCAUCCAGUGAAGAGGCUUACAGAGACAUAUACCCUACGGUGGAACGAUGAUGAGGCAGACUAUCUCAUUCCCCGAGAUGACGGGAGUAUCGUCGUUGGUGGUGGCUGGAGAAUAUACAGCCAUGACACAGGGAAAUGGUACAACAAUGCAAAUGAUAAUGAGAUGAUCGAAUCUGUCAAGGAGUACUUCGAUGACUACAUGCAACGGAACUUUCACGGCUGGGAAGAGAGCGGUGCAUAUGUGGACAAGAUUUGGACUGGGAUCAUGGGGUAUUCUUCGGACUCAUUGCCGCAUGUUGGCCAUGUCCCCGGAAAGCCAGGUCAGUUCAUCAGUGCCGGUUUUACCGGCCAUGGAAUGCCGCAAGCAUGGCUUUCUGGGAAAGGUGUGGCAGCGAUGAUCUCGGAUGGAGUCUCAUUUGCUGAGUCUGGUGUCCCAAGAAUCUUCCAGACUACUCAAGCUCGCCUGGAUCAGGACCGAAAUGAUAUGCUUGAAAUGAUUCAUCCAUCGUAUCCGCGGCUGUAG
This is a messenger RNA of Penicillium antarcticum, 1224 nucleotides long. RefSeq names its product NAD(P)/FAD-dependent oxidoreductase. Bases 1 to 1224 code for a protein of 407 amino acids. The record is from RefSeq and is a predicted model, not a curated record. Gene Ontology annotation, cellular component: cytoplasm. Gene Ontology annotation, molecular function: oxidoreductase activity. NCBI's taxonomy places the organism in Eukaryota, Fungi, Ascomycota, Eurotiomycetes, Eurotiales, Aspergillaceae. The transcript has 5 exons.